AUGAGAAAUUUAAAAAUAACAAUGAUUACAAGAAUGAGAAUACUCGGAUUUAUUCUGAUUAUGCACGCGUGCUUAAUUAUACUAACAAAAAAUACCACAGUUCACUGUACAUCAAUUGAAGAUAUCUUUAAUUCAUUAGUUGAUAAUACAAGUAAUUAUACAAACCCACAAUACGCACAGAAUUACAGUCAUUCCAUGGUAAAUGAGGAUAUAAAUAAUCCAUACGGUGCCCAAGAAGAACCAGUUUGUAGUGAUACAUCUAUAAUAGAAUUAAUGAAAAUACCAACUUCAGAUUUAUUCAAUCCAGAACCCAUAAAUACACACAGUGGCUAUAACCCGAAUCCCCCGAACCAAACCAUGUAUACCGCACGUGCUUUUAAUAAUCCCACACAAAUGGUACCAUCACAGUAUACUAGUAAUAAUCCAUUAUAUGGAGGUGGUUCAAGCCGUACGGAAGAGGCACCUUCAUCUUUGUAUGCAAAUAUAAAAAGAAAACUGGUUGAGCCUAUAAAAAGUAUAUUUCCAAAGAGGUUUGUUGCUAAGCCUCCUAUAUUUUGCGUGACUAGAGAUUCAUAUGAGUAUAAGAAGUUCAUAGAAAAACUGCACAAGCAUAGAUUGUCUGUGAAAAAUAAUAAUGAAAACAAUCAACACACUGCUCCAUCAUUCUAUAACCAAAUAGUAGAUAAUAUUGCUGUUAAAAAUGUGAAUAAAGAAUUAAUAGAUCGUAUAAGCACUAUAACAAAAAAGAAUCAUAAUCUAUGGACAGGUCUGCAAUCUAUUAAAGAAGAAAGUACAAAAACAAAGCUAGCGAUAAUUAAAGGAGUGUUAAGUUGUUUUUAUAAUCUGAGUCCUAUAUUUCAAUCCUGUGAAGUUCUAUACUAUAAUAGAAUUAUGCAGGAUUUAAAUAAUUAUUUUUAUAGAAAUAUUAUUUCUUCUUAUAAUACGCAUAUAAUAGAAGAUUUAUUACAGACAGAAAAUAGAAUAAAACUAAAUGAAUUCAAUCCAUAUAAAUCCACACUUGGUGACAUAUACAUUAAAAAUAAUAUAAACCAUUUGUGGCAUGCAGAGAGCAUUCUGAUGUCUUGUACUAAUAUACAUAUAGAGUGCUCUAACGAUUUGCCUGCGUGUACUGUUGAGCUAAAAAGACAGUUGCUCUUUAUUCUAUGCAUUCCAGAAAUAUAUGAAGAUUUGUUUUAUAUGAAGUAUGAAGAUAUUGAUAUACUAAGGGAUUUAAUUAUAAAAAGCACUUCUAAUAGGAUUUAUAGGCCUAUACAUAAUAUGUUUUGUAUUAUAGAAUACUUACACGGGUUUAUUCAUAAAAAUGCAGAAAUAAUGGAUGCGUCCUUUAAAAAAAUACAAGAAAUUGAUGAUAUUGUGUGUUACCUAUAUGAUGUUAACUAUAUUACAAUAUAUCAUUUUGUAUAUACCGUAUUUGCCUACUUCUAUAAGUAUUCUUUAUAUUUAUAUAAAAUAGACCCAAAAGUGCUUAUAAGCAACACAGAUCCACAAUUACAAAAAGACUGCAAUUAUAUGGCUAAAAAAAAGUAUACAAAAAUUCCAGAAGACAGAAUAAUUUCAUAUAAAGGAAAAGAUUCUGUUAUGUUAUUUAAUUAUAUUAAAUGCAUGGUUCAAUUCAAAUGCAUUUCUGGUUCUAUGCCAGCAAAUGAAAGAAUGUUAGACAACAUAAUAGACAAACAAAUCCGUUAUAACUAUGUGUAUAAAGAGAAUAUGAAUAUAUCUUAUUGCCAUCACUACCACGUGCAAGUUGUAGACAAUAGUGCACAUCGUGUGCAUAUUAUGCAUAUUCCUUUCUUUGUUUUUAAUGACGAUGAAACUAUUAAGUAUAACUAUAUACACACACUUGAAGAUAUUGUAGAUUAUAUAAAGAGAGUAUCUCGUAUUAGCGAGAAGAAAAAAAAUACAUUGGUUAAUAAUGUAUAUCCAUUCAAAUAUAAUAGAGCAGAAAAAACAUGGUCAAUGGUAACUAAGCUGGCUAACACAGAGGCUAAAAGAAGAAAGUUAGAUGUCACAGAGAAUGAAAUGAAUAAAACAAUGGAAGAAAUGCAUAAUUCUGGAUUUGAUGUUGUAUUCUACUAUAUAAAAGAGAAUAUAAAUAUAACAGAAUUUGUAUUUGCGCAGUUUAAUUCUAUAGGUGAAAUGGUUAUUAAUAAAGCGUAUGAAGAGGACAGAGAGGAAGCAAAGAAGUUAUUUGAUGGAUGUAAAGUAAAUGAGGAUUCAAUACGAAUUCCUUUAUUCCUUCCCAAGCUAAUGACAUCAGCUAUUCACAUGGGGCCAUACGUUCUAAAGUCCAAGGCGAUAUAUCAAUCUAAGACUCUAGGCGAUUACCAAGACUUAGUCCCCAUUGAAUUUUCUAAUUGGCUAGAUCAUCUUGUGAAUACAAACAGUUUAAACCAGAAAAAACUCAUAGAAGUAGCUAAGAAAUAUAGGCAGUGUAUAAAUUAUUACAGUGACUUUGUUAUACUAGGAUUGAAUCAUGCAUACGAAGACUGUUACUGUUAUUUCAUGAAUGUUACGACAACACUAACAUUAGAAAACACCAUAAAGCUUACUUGGAAUACAAAAAAACAGUAUACCUUAGGAGAAUAUACUAAUUACAAAAUAGAUUUAGCUUCUCAGCAUGAAAAUAGUGCUAUAACCGAAGCAGAAUAUAGAAAUAACAUAAUGCUAGCAACCUCUUUCUUAAAUAUAUUUCAAAGAAGGCAUGUAUCACAAGACAUGCUUUAUUAUGGAAUAUGUGUGUGUGUACCAAAAGAAACAAAUACUAGCAUAGUAUCGAUUAUUGCAUGCCCAGAAAUGAAAAGCCAGUUACAUGAGUUAUUCAGCCAAAAUAAUGAGAUGUAUUGCAUGCUUAGCCCAGAAAUAAGAGAAAACAGCCAAAAAUUAAUGGAUUGUCUAAAUACACAAAUCUCAAAUCUACACAAAUUUUCUAGAAUACAGGUAACUGUGAAAUGUGUUAAUUAUACAAAGUCUAAGCUGGGACUGCACUAUAAUAUUUUAAAUAUUUUCUUCUAA
This is a messenger RNA of Nematocida parisii ERTm1, 3033 nucleotides long. RefSeq lists its product as uncharacterized. The transcript has a single exon. Lineage: Eukaryota; Fungi; Microsporidia. The coding region runs from base 1 to 3033 and encodes 1010 amino acids. The record is from RefSeq and is a predicted model, not a curated record.